Molecule: messenger RNA, 3550 nt
Organism: Chenopodium quinoa (quinoa)
Lineage: Eukaryota; Viridiplantae; Streptophyta; Magnoliopsida; Caryophyllales; Amaranthaceae
Product: BEL1-like homeodomain protein 4
Exons: 5
Coding region: 758-3211 (817 amino acids)
Biological process (GO): regulation of transcription by RNA polymerase II
Molecular function (GO): RNA polymerase II cis-regulatory region sequence-specific DNA binding; DNA-binding transcription factor activity, RNA polymerase II-specific
Source: RefSeq, a predicted model, not a curated record
CAAUAAUGAACCAUCUAAAAAAAAAUUUUGAAAAAGUCAAUAAAAUUUAACUUGUGAAUAAGGUUAAAAAAAUCACAAUUUUUUAUUAUCAAUAAGUUAACCUAUGUCAUUAUCUACCACUUAUAUAUUUGGUUUCCUUCCAUGUAAAACCCUCUCCAAUACCUUUGAGCAAUUGGGGAAUUAAUAAAUGAAAUAGUAAAAAUAAAUCAAAUUAAAAUAAAAUAAAGAAAACUUUAAAAUAAAGGAUGGAGUGAGAGAGUGGGUGAAGAAGAGGAUCAAUAGCGACUUCCCUCCUCUCUCUCUCUCCUCCUACUUCCUCUCUCUCAUCCUUUGAAGAACCAAAACCAACAAAAAAAAAAAAAAAAAAAAAAAAAGGAAGUCUCCCUCUUUAUAAUUUUUGCCAAAAUUUCCUCCAUUUUUUUGCUUUCCCUCUCAAGUAGUCCACAUAAUUUAAUGUUAGUUGAUGAUAUCUCUUUCCAGAAGGCGAUCGCAGAGGGAGCACACUUAACUACAAAGAGAACCACAUAAGGAAAAAAGCCUUAACCCGAACCCAAACUCAACCCGAAUAUUCAUAAAUAACUAAAGAUAAUACAGCCUAGCCUCAUUUUGAUAAAGAUUGAUAUAGACCUUAUUACCAGACGACAACAGACAACCUACAGAACACAAUCACAAUUCAUCUCAGAGAAUUUUCAUUUUUGCAGCACUAAGCAUUUCUCUUUCAUUCUAAGAUGAUGAUGAAGAAAAAGAUAGAAAAAAGAUGGGCGUAGCGCAACCAUUACCAUCAGUUUGUUCGUCAUCAAAGAAGACGACGACCACUAGCACUACCACCACCAUCAUCAGUACACCUUAUCAUCAAUUGCAACAACUUAUUGUCGCGAUUGAUAAACAACAGCCCAACAAUAAUAAUACUGAUAAUUCUAUGUCCCACGAUUAUCAUCAUCCUCAUCAACAUCAUCAUCACCACCAGCAAGCUGCAAAUAAUAUCUUCAGCUUUCCGAAUGGGUUCGACAGAUCUGCUGGAAUAAACCAGCAGACCGAGCAGGCGACUGUGGCUGCUGAAGACCCUGCAGGAGGAGGAUUACAUCCUGUGUAUGAAACUGCUGGGAUGUUGUCUGAGAUGUUCAAUUUUGGGCACGGCUCGGGGCCUAGUCCAGGCCCCGAGCUGUUGGACUAUCGCCGGGCUGUUGGCGGGAUGGGCCCCGCCGAUUGGUAUGGGAAUACAAGGCAAGUAACUAGAGACGAUCAACAACAUAUUGUAGAGCACCAGCACCAGCAGCAGCAACAGCAGCAUCAUCAGAUGGGUGGUAUAAGUGCACAUGACUCGGCCGCAGCCAUGCAACUUUUUAUGACUAAUCCACCACCGAGAUCACCAUCGCCGCCACCAGCACCACCACAAGCACAACCACAAGCGCAAUCCAACAUUCAGCCGGGUAUUGGGGGAGGAGGGUUUCACUCCCUAGCCGCGGCCGGAGUAGUCCACCCAUCAGCUAAUAAUAAUAGUACAAGUACAACCAAUCAUCCUAAUUUUUGGAGCACUCAACAUAUCAAUAAUCCAGCUGAAUUAACAGGAAUAGUGGAAGGGCAAGGGCUAUCAUUAUCGUUAUCGUCAUCGUUACAGCAUCUAGAAGCAGCUAAACAAGCUGAGGAAGAAUUCAGAAACAUUGGAGGUCCAAGUAAUGAAAGUCAUAUUAUGUUUUUUAACCAACACCUAGCUAAUGCUACUGGAGUUGGUCCAUCAUCGUCAACAACCACCUCGUCGCCCGGCGGUCAUUUCUUUAAGAACCUAGCCCCUAGUCCACACCACUUACAAUCCGUGGGCGCUUUCGGAGGUCCAAGUAAUGCUCAUCACAACCAAAUCCACCUUGGGUACGGGUCGGCUGCCACGUCAUCAUUGGGAGUAGUCAAUGUGUUGAGGAAUUCAAAAUAUGCUAAGCCUGCUCAAGAUUUACUAGAAGAAUUUUGUAGCGUUGGAAGGGGUCAAAUAAAAAAGCCUAAACUAGGGAGACAGAAUUCGUCAAAUCAAAACCCGACCUCAAGUGGCGGUGGCGGCGGCGGCGGUGGUGCUGGUGACGGAGGUGGGUCUUCGUCAUCGACGAAAGAUCCGCCUCAAUUGUCACCAUCUGAUAGGAUAGAACAUCAAAGAAGGAAGGUCAAACUACUAGCAAUGCUUGAUGAGGUGGAUAGAAGGUACAACCAUUACUGUGAGCAAAUGCAGAUGGUAGUAAACUCGUUCGACCUAAUAAUGGGGUACGGCGCAGCCAUUCCAUACACGGCGUUAGCCCAAAAGGCGAUGUCUAGGCAUUUUAGAUGUCUAAAGGACGCAAUACAAGUACAACUUAAGCAUAGUUGUGAAAUGCUAGGAGAAAAAGAUCCAACCACAAGUUCGGGAAUAACAAAGGGUGAAACACCAAGGUUGAAGGUACUAGAACAAAGUCUAAGACAACAAAGGGCGUUCCAUCAAAUGGGGAUGAUGGAUCAAGAAGCUUGGCGCCCGCAACGUGGCUUACCGGAGAGAUCAGUGAAUGUACUAAGGGCAUGGCUAUUUGAACACUUCCUUCAUCCGUAUCCAAGCGAUGCUGAUAAGCAUUUGUUAGCACGGCAGACUGGUUUAUCAAGAAAUCAGGUAUCAAAUUGGUUCAUAAAUGCAAGAGUACGGUUAUGGAAACCCAUGAUUGAAGAGAUGUACCAACAAGAAUCCAAAGAAAUGGAAGAAGAGCGAGAACGAGAACGCGAUGGAGAAGGAAACCAAACGAGCAGCAGCACUAGCAACAGCUUCGCAACACAGCAACAGCAACAACAACAACAAGCAUCAACUUCACAUAACCCAAUGCCGUCUUCUUCUCCUGCUGCCACUGCCACUGUCUCAGCAGAAGGCAAAAGAUCCGCUGAAACAAUGACACCUACAGCCCCGCCAUCUGACCGCGACCCUUCAGUUCUUGCAAUCAAUAGACACCACCAACACCAUCACCAACUACCGUCCCACUCGGCUGCCGCCCUUGUAGGUCUUCAGCCGAGUGGGUCCCAGGAUUUUAUCCAUGGACCAGCAGAUGAUACGUGUCAUUUUGGUGGUGGGGACAAUGUGGGCCCCACCACUAUGAUUAGAUUUGUGACUUCGACUGGUGACGUGUCCCUUACUUUAGGGCUUCGUCAUGCCGGGAAUGCUCCGGAGAAAGGUGCUGCCUUUUCUGUUAGGGACUUUGGGAGCUGCUAAAAUUGGUUUUUAUAUUUUUAUUAUAUUCUUUUUUUUUUUUUGUUAUUAUAAAGAAAAUAAGCUGGAAAGGCGUACAAAUUCAAAAAAUAAUAUGUCUUCCUAGCUUAUAAAAAUUGAACAAAGUGAAAAAAAGGGGUGAAAAAAUAUAGAUUGGUGCAAUUUCAGGACUUAUGUAUGUAUGUAGCUAAGUAAACUAGCUAGCUAGGUUGGUCCAUGCAUCAUAUUAUGAUUAUCUUUUUAUUAUUUGUUGGAAAAUUGUAUAGUAGAAGAAUUAAGCUUCUUUUUUGAAUUUUAUUUUUGGGUGAGUGGAGUUCAAUUAGUCAAUUGUUAUUUAUACUA